Molecule: messenger RNA, 1165 nt
Organism: Durio zibethinus
Lineage: Eukaryota; Viridiplantae; Streptophyta; Magnoliopsida; Malvales; Malvaceae
Source: RefSeq, a predicted model, not a curated record
UUUAGUUCUUCUGGGUAUUGCUCGUUCCUAAAUAUUAUUAUAUAAUUGAGCAUCUUUGUUAAUCAAAUCCAUGUAUAGUGGUAAGUAUUCCCGUCUGUUACGCGGGAGACCCGGGUUCGAUCCCCGACAAUGGCGUUCUCUUUCCCCAAAGCCGAAAGGCUGUUAGUGCAACUUUUACUUUUCUUCUACGCAUUUUCUGGGAAAAUGAAAUAGAAAAAAAAGGCCAUGAAUUUUACGACCUUAAACGAGCUAAGUAAAACGUCCUCAGCAUAAUAGAAACAGAGAGAUCUCCGCCGUCUGAUCUUCCCUACUGAAACUCCCCUUCGUCCGAUCAUGACAACCAGCAUCCAUGUCACCGCCCUGGACAGUGUUGUGAACGUUAACUCCCUCUUCACGCUCGCCGUCUUCAUCGGCCUAACGUGGAACCCUUAUGAUUCCAGCAAUACCCUCGUCGACCCAGGUAGCCGAUGUUUCCCAAACUCAAAAAUCGCAGAAGACUUGAUAAAAUUCCACGUCUACUCCUUCAGUUCCUUCCUCUUCUCCAGCCUCGUCGCUUUAGCUCUUAAACAAGCAAUCAAGAUCUCCAAAACCCAUGCUUUUAACAUCGAUAUUAGGUUCCGUGGUUCUGAGUUUUUGGAACAUGUUGAUGUUAAUAAGACAUUACUUCGGGUCGGGAUGUUGGUUUCAGGUGCUGGGUCGGUGGCGGGAUGUGUGUUUUUGAUGUUGGCUUUGAUUAAUGUAGUUCAGAUAAAGGUUGGGACUUUGGCUUGUGGGAGUGGAUAUGCGUUUGCAGCGGUUGUUCCUCUUGUUAUUUUCGUUCCACUUGCUCUUUUGAUAUAUGUUUGUUUCGGGCUUUAUGCUUUUACUCGUUAAGGUUUUGGUCUUCUUCUUCUUCUUCUUGGGAACCUUUGUUUUAUUGUAUGAUGUAGUUGGAAUUAUAGUGGAAUGAAGGGAUUAUGUUGUAACUUGGGUUUGUUAUUGUUGUAUGAUCUAGGUGGUUUUAUAAUGAAUCAAUAAAGAAAAGGUUUAAACUUUGAGAGAAUUGAGUUUUCUUGCUUAGAUUUUUCUUGAUUUGAAGUGUUUUUGGGUUUAUUUUGUUGCAUGAUCCAAGCUAGAAUUAUAAUGGAACAUAGCUAUAAAGAUUGGAACUUUGAGAAUUGUUGUU